AUGCUGGGGAUAGAAAAGGAAAACCAGUCAAGUAUCAGAGAAUUUAUCCUUCUUGGUUUUGGAAAUCUUCCCGAAGUGCAACCUUUUCUUUUCUGGUUCUUCUUGGUGAUUUAUCUGAUGACAAUAUUUGGGAACCUCCUCAUAUUUCUGCUAGUUGUGGCCGACAGACAUCUUCACACCCCAAUGUAUUUCUUCCUGUCAAAUUUGUCUUGCCUGGAUACUUGCUACAGCUUUAAUUUCUUGCCCAAAAUGUUGACCAAUUUGCUGACUGGAGAGAGAACCAUUAGUGUGACUGGAUGCCUAGCCCAAUAUCAUUUCUUCUGCAUUUGUGCAUCAAUAGAAACAUACCUUUUAGCUGCAAUGUCUUAUGAUCGCUAUUUGGCAAUUUGUAGACCUUUACAGUAUGCUUCUAUUAUGAACAGCAGAUUCUGUUUCCGACUCAUGGUUGCAAUAGGCAUAAACAGUUUGAUAUUUAAUGUCAUUCUUGUAACUGUUGUGGCUCAAUUAACCUUUUGUGGGCCUAAUGUCAUAGAUCAUUACUUUUGUGAUUUAUAUCCACUGAUGAAACUCUCCUGUAGUGACACAAGUCUCUUUGAACGCUUUACUUUUUGCAUGACCAUUGUUUUCACAAUUCCCCCAUUCCUGUUGACCCUCACUUCUUACAUUUGCAUCAUCGUCACCAUCUUAAAUAUCAAAUCCACUACGGGAAGGCAUAAAGCCUUUUCAACAUGUUCAUCUCAUCUCAUGGUAGUUUGUCUCUUUUAUGGCACAUUAUUCAUUGCCUAUGCAUUGCCAGACACCCCUACCCUAAGAUACCUCAAUAAAAUCAUUUCCAUUUUCUACACAGUCAUGACUCCUCUAGUUAACCCUCUUAUCUACACUUUGAGAAACAAAGAAGUUCAUAAAGCAUUAAGACGAAAUUUGGGGAAAGUGAUUAUUUUUUUGUCAUUUGUCACUUGA
Molecule: messenger RNA, 960 nt
Organism: Thamnophis sirtalis
Lineage: Eukaryota; Metazoa; Chordata; Lepidosauria; Squamata; Natricidae
Product: olfactory receptor 1E16-like
Biological process (GO): G protein-coupled receptor signaling pathway
Cellular component (GO): membrane
Molecular function (GO): G protein-coupled receptor activity; olfactory receptor activity
Source: RefSeq, a predicted model, not a curated record